This is a messenger RNA of Ostertagia ostertagi, 1980 nucleotides long. The record is from the annotation of a GenBank genome assembly. NCBI's taxonomy places the organism in Eukaryota, Metazoa, Nematoda, Chromadorea, Rhabditida, Trichostrongylidae.
CUCUGCUGCAGAUGCCCAGAACUCCACCAAUCCUGUUACAACAGCCAAUAUCACCUCACAGACACAGCUGUGGGAAGCGUAUACAGGUUUUGGUGCGCCUCUGACCGAAAUCCAUGAGGGAACAUAUUCGAUAUUUGUAAGAGUAGCGUAUCCAGGAGGCUGUUUUUCUAUUGCUGAGGUAAAAAUGGACGUUAAAUUCUUCAGAGUGGAAGCGAAUACAAAAACUGCUUAUAUCUGUUUCGACGGCGUGCAGGAUAUUUCGGUAGAUCUGGCAGCACUUUCCCAGUCGAUGCUGAUCAGUCCGACAUCCGGAGUAACUGUUACUUUCCAUCUUUCACAGAAUGAUGCAGAACUUCCUGCAAAUGCUGUUUCAUCCACACAACUCAUCACCGACGACGGUUUAUGUCCUGCAGGCACCGUGAUUAACGUAAAACUGAAAAAGACACCCGUUUUUGCGAUUGCUGAUCAUUAUUUCUGUCCAUACGAUGAUUCGGUGGAUAUAAAACCGGAUUUUACGGGUCUUAAUCUUGUCGCUUAUGAAUGGAAAAAUCCUGCGGGCGAAACCGUUUCGGUUACUCAUGAGCUUUUAGGCGUGAACGUAACGGGAAUUUAUUCACUUAAAGUUACCGCAGCAAACGGAUGUGAUUUCACGGCUUCUUUUAAUGUAAAACAUUACGAAGUUCCGGUGAUCACUCAGCUGGUACCGAACGAUUGGAAUCAGGAUGGAACAUUUGAUCAAGCAAAUGAACAAUACUUCACAGGUUCUCCAACGGCUAAUGCAAGAAUAAGUAUUAAUACCUCGACUGGUACGGACGGAAAAAUGGCUACUGGUAAAAUUGCCGCUCCCGCUGAUGCGUUAUUGGGAGAAACAAGGAUGAGAGUUAUAAAGCAGUAUAAUGCGGCUGUUGUAACUGGCUGUGCUGCCGUCACUUAUGGACAAGCUGAAGAUUACAUUGUUAAUGUAAAAGCAAUGACAUUACCUCUUUGUACUACUUUCACAUUGCCGACAGAUGGGGCUACAGAUGUAUUGCCUAAUCCUGCAUCAAUUACGUGGGCAGCUGCUUCAAACGCAAGUGGUUAUAAAGUAUACAUGGGAACAACUUCGGGCGGUACUGAUGUUGCAAACGGUGUUGACGUUACGACAAAUAGCUAUAACCCUAUUUUAGCUGCAAACACCCAAUAUUUUGUAAAGGUAGUACCUUAUAAUAUUUUGGGAACUGCGACAGGAUGCGCUGAAAUUUCAUUCACAACCGGCGGUAUUGUGUAUUGUGCGGCGACACACACCACUGUGAAUGCUGAUAGAAUCUCUAAUCUUACAUUUGCUAAUAUCAGCAAUGCGAGUGCUGCGACGACAGUUACAGGAGGAUAUGAGGAUUUCACCACCGUAAUUGGAAAAGUAGAAGCUGGCGGGUCUUAUCCGAUGACUAUUACCGUAGCAAGUGGUAACGCUAAUGAUAAGUUUGAAACCAUGAGUCUGGCAGGAACAAUUCCUGUUACCGAAAACUGGACAAAAAAAGAAAUUGAAGAACAGAAACCGGUAACCGAUUUUAUUAAAAAUAUUCUGAAAAACUUCACUUCUGAAGUGGAAGAAUCUGAAACCUACGAUCAUAUUUCCGGAAAUAUCAAACAUCUAAGAACCGAUUUCAAAGCGAAAAUCGAAAAAGAAGAUCUCGGAAAACUCAUUACCGAACUGCAUCCGACGCCAGCAGUAUGCGGUAUUCCGAAAGCAUUUUGCAUGAAUGCUAUUGAUGAUUUCGAGAUGCAUCCACGGAAUUUCUAUGCAGGAUAUAUUAAAGUGGAAACCGAAGAAACGGGACCGGAUAAUAAUACUUCUGUAUUGAAAAAGAAACUGAAACUCUCUGCAACUGCCAUUAAUCUUCUGAAAACUUUGGAUAAAGGAAGUUACACCAGCCCAGAUAUUUUAGCCGGCAGAAUAAAGCAGUUUCCGAUUGAGGUUCUCAGUUUCCGUCCUCUUGAUGA